Molecule: messenger RNA, 1458 nt
Organism: Setaria italica (foxtail millet)
Lineage: Eukaryota; Viridiplantae; Streptophyta; Magnoliopsida; Poales; Poaceae
Product: transcription factor MYB13
Exons: 3
Coding region: 176-1036 (286 amino acids)
Biological process (GO): regulation of DNA-templated transcription
Cellular component (GO): nucleus
Molecular function (GO): DNA-binding transcription factor activity; sequence-specific DNA binding
Source: RefSeq, a predicted model, not a curated record
CUGAGACACACUCACUAACACCUCGUUGGGGAGACAGCUCGGGGAGGAUUAGAGAUUGAUUAGCUCGAUCACUAGCUAAGAUCGCUGAAGUGAAAGACUUAACAGGUUCUUCUCUCUUGACUUGAGGCGCCUUGCCUAGAGAGGGAGAGAGAGGGAAGAGGAGACGGCAGGAAGAAUGGAAGGGCAGUUUGGAUGGGGCAGAGAGGAGGGAGGGUGGAGGAAGGGGCCAUGGACGGCGCAGGAGGACAAGCUGCUGGUCGAGUACGUCAGGCAGCAUGGCGAAGGGAGGUGGAAUUCUGUCGCCAAGCUGACCGGUCUGAAGCGAAGCGGCAAGAGCUGCAGGCUCCGGUGGGUGAACUACCUGAGGCCUGACCUCAAGAGAGGCAAGAUCACGCCGCAGGAGGAGAGCGUCAUACUCGAGCUGCACGCCCUCUGGGGAAACAGAUGGUCGACGAUCGCGCGCAGCCUGCCGGGGCGGACGGACAACGAGAUCAAGAACUACUGGCGGACGCAUUUCAAGAAGGGCAAGCCGUCCAAGAACAUCGAGCGCGCGCGGGCGCGGUUCCUCAAGCAGCGCCGCGAGAUGCAGAGCCAGCUGCUGCUGCAGCAGCAGGGACAGGACCAGCAGCACCACCAGCAGCAGAGGCAGGCCGGCAACGACCACGACGACGAAGCCGUCGUCAGGGAAGAGGCGUCGUCGCCGGCCGUCUCGCUGGCGGCGCAGCAGCACGAGGAGGACCUGCGGAUGCUGCAGCAGGACAUGGACGACCUGCUGUUCCAGUUCUGCCCCAUGAUAGCCUCCUGCACCUCCUCCUCCUGCGGCCUCCUCCCCGGCGCUGCCACCGCCAGCGCUUCAGCGACGGCGAGCGACGAGGGGUCCAGCGGGGAUCACCAGCUCGACGGCGCCGCCGCCACGUGGGGAUGGGGCAGCCUGUGGAACCUCGACGACGUGGUGGAUGACAUCGUCGACGGCGGUUGGGACUGGGACACCAGCAGCUACCCUUUGCUGCAGGAUCAAGGGCUCGCUUUCUACUAGCAGCUAGCAGCUAGAGCUAGCCUACAAUUUUAUAGCCAUGCUAUAACUAGAUGUUCUUUCCGUGCUGGACUGCUUGCUGCCGCCGCCGUCCGACCUAUGCGUGGAGGGUACACGACACGUAGUGGCUAGAGGGUGAGAGCGAGAGGCCACUGUGAUUGUGUACAUGAUGUGGUGUUGGUGGAUAAGGAUGCAACACCAACUAAAGCCCACUUCGAUCGAGUAGCCUGUCUCCGUGACAUGUUUAGCUCGUCUUAGAACACCUUUUUAGGGGAAUGAGGUAGUUUUUUAUCUCCUUUUGCAAAAAAAAAGGAGAUAUGAGAGGGCAAGAAAGAUGAAGGUGUUGAAAGUGCACCUUAGAUCCUGUACUCUCGUUUUACAUCUACUCAAGUUCAACAAGCAUUUCGAUGCACCAUUUAGUUUCA